Mollisia scopiformis is the source of this 2040-nucleotide messenger RNA. RefSeq names its product NAD(P)-binding protein. The record is from RefSeq and is a predicted model, not a curated record. Lineage: Eukaryota; Fungi; Ascomycota; Leotiomycetes; Helotiales; Mollisiaceae. The transcript has 6 exons. Bases 1 to 2040 code for a protein of 679 amino acids.
AUGCAUCACUUCAUCACAUUCUGUUCUCGCUUUAUUGCUUACUCCAAUGACAAUGAAGGGAACCCCUUUCAAAUGCAACUAUUCCCCAAAGCGUCAUCUUCACCAGCUUUAUUACAUGCGAUGGCGGCUCUCGCUGCGGGGCAUCUAUCUCGGACUCAAAAACAGCAUGAAAUACCCGCUACGAACCACUAUACUCUGGCACUUCGCGAGCUAAACUCUAGUCUCUCUGAUCCUGUUGUUGCACGCUCCGAUCAGACAUUGGGUGCAUGUCUACUCUUAUGUGUCUUCGAAAUAUCAAAUUCUGAUAAUUCUCUAUGGCUCGAACAUCUCCAGGGCGCAAGAGAUCUCAUUCUAUUCAGAGGUGGUCCUAAAACCUCUGACUACCUGACACGAAUGUUCUCCUUCCUCGAUAUCUCUGGCUCCUUAUCAUCGGGCGGUGGCCCACUCUUGGAAGGCAAUUACUGGCUCAACAACGAUCUAAAUGAGGAGCAAGACGACAAGACCCAAUUGGCUGGGUGGCCUUAUUACGAUACUGAUCAUACAAUGGUCAACCAUUUCCACGAAUUGAUGGUCUACAUGGCCAAGCUUUCACGACUAUCAGCCGAAUCGAUGAGUGAUAUCGGAAGCCAGCAUCCCGAAAUGAUUGCUGAGAAGGCUGCUCAGAUCCAUUCUGAGCUAAUGACCUGGUGGUCGGCUUGCCCUGAAAAAUUACGGAACCAGAGCAAUGACUGGCGAAGGCAAUUACGACCUCGAAAACUUACGGUUCCUGAAACUUUGGAAGAAGAAGCUUUUUCCAGCGUUAGGUCUUGCGUCCAAGCAUGCGUUAUUUAUCUGAACCACAUUUUGGAUCCUAUGGGCCGCGAACCACAGAAACAGGAGGUUAUUGAUGCCAUUAGUGAUAUCUUGGCAAUUGCGCAAGAAACACCGGAAGGGUAUGGUUUGGAAAUGGGCCAAUAUUGGGGACUCUUCAUGGCUGGAAUUGCGGUGUUCAAUGACGAAGUUGCGGAAGACCUCAUCCGUCGCAAGUUGAAAGCCGAUACCAGUGUCAGUAUUUACCAUGCUGAUCGACCGCACGACUUACUCGAGAUUCUGUGGAAAAGACAACAUCAAUACGGUACCAAAUACGAUUGGAGACAAGUGCAAAUCCAGAUGGGAAUCCAAAUACCAUCGACAGGGACAGUCCUACUUACUGGAGGGACGGGCAAGAUUUCGAGUCGCAUCGCUCCGCUGCUGUCUGCCAACGGCAACGAUGUUCUCAUAGCUUCUCGCUCUGGUAAUUCACCAGAGCUUGCCAGUUGCAAAGGUGUGAAGUUUGAUUGGCUUGAUGAAAGCACCUAUAAGACGGCCUUCGAAUGUGCUUCGAUAUCAGCCAUAUUCUUGGUAGCACCGCCUAUUAUGGAUUGUUUACCACCUAUGAAAACAUUCAUUGAUCUCGCUAUCAAGAAUGGUGUGAAGAGGUUUGUACUGUUGAGUGCUAGUGUACUGGAAGAUGGUGAUGGACCCAUCAUGACUGCCGUGGCCUCAUACAUAAAGGGUUUGAAAGUCGAGUAUGCAAUAUUGCAGCCGACAUGGUUUAUGGAAAACUUCUCGGAAGUUCAACACCUACCAACUAUCCGAGACCAAGAUCAAAUCAUUACUGCGACUGGACAAGGCAAAGUCCCGUUCGUGAGGGCAGAAGAUAUUGCAGCAGUGGCAUUCAGAGCCCUGACUGAAGAAGUCCCUCACAAUAAAGAUCAUCUCAUCCUUGGUCCGAGACUUUGGUCGUAUGACGAAGUAGCGGCCCUUCUCACCCAAAAACUGGGACGAAAAAUCUCACACCUCAAAAUCAGCGAGGCAGAGUUUGCCCAAGGCAUCGCAAAUUUCAUGCCGGAAGACUAUGCCAAGAUGUUAGCUAAGUUGGAGACUGUGAUCAAGAAUGGGGGCGAGGAGAGAUUGAAUGAUGUUGUUUCGAAGGUUACAGGACGGGAACCUAAACGGUUUGAAGAUUUUGUAGAUGAGAUGGUGGGAAAGGGUGUUUGGGACAAAAGCAGUGAGGAAUAG